Messenger RNA from Ylistrum balloti, 7259 nucleotides. Its product is annotated as glycerol-3-phosphate dehydrogenase, mitochondrial-like. Gene Ontology annotation, molecular function: glycerol-3-phosphate dehydrogenase (quinone) activity; calcium ion binding. The transcript has 16 exons. Gene Ontology annotation, cellular component: mitochondrion; glycerol-3-phosphate dehydrogenase (FAD) complex. Lineage: Eukaryota; Metazoa; Mollusca; Bivalvia; Pectinida; Pectinidae. Gene Ontology annotation, biological process: glycerol-3-phosphate metabolic process. Bases 36 to 2204 code for a protein of 722 amino acids. The record is from RefSeq and is a predicted model, not a curated record.
UGGUACAUGAACAAACUGUAUGAUCUUCUAACAAAAUGGAGAAAUUCCGCUUGCUUGUGAGAAAAGUUCCAAAAACGGGUGUGGUGGUGGCAGGUGGAGUUACUUACUUCCUAUACUCUUAUAUGAAAAAGCAUGCAGUGCAUUCAGAUGAAGGUAGCUUAGCAGUCGAUGGUGUGCAUCAGAAAUAUGCAUGGGCACCCCUGCCGUCCCGGGCCCAGCUGUUAGAAUCCCUGAAGAAAGAUGAGUUUGAUAUGCUAGUCAUAGGGGGAGGAGCUACAGGAACGGGGGUCGCAGUCGAUGCCGUCAGUAGAGGUUUGAAAACUGCUAUGGUAGAGAAGUAUGACUUUGCGUCUGGGACCAGCAGUAGGUCUACUAAACUUAUCCAUGGUGGUGUCCGAUACCUGGAGAAGGCUGUCUUCAAUCUGGAUAUAGAACAGUAUCGAAUGGUGAAGGAAGCAUUGACAGAGAGAGCUAACUUAAUCGAUAUUGCUCCUCAUCUGGCAUACCCCUUUCCUAUCAUGCUUCCCAUAUACAAAUACUGGCAAAUUCCUUACUUCUGGCUCGGUAUAAAGGCUUAUGAUUUCGUGGCUGGGAAACAGAAUUUGAAAUCAAGUUAUUACCUUGGACGGAAGAAGGCACUGGAGAUUUUUCCCAUGUUAAAGAAAGACAAGCUGCGGGGAGCGUUGGUGUACUAUGAUGGUCAGCAUGAUGACGCACGGAUGAAUGUGAGUCUUGCAAUCACAGCUGUUAGACUGGGUGGCAGUGUAACAAAUUAUGUGGAGGUCUUAGAAAUCCUGAAAACUCCAAACAAUGAAGGGCAGGAAGUGGUCUGUGGGGCUAGAGUUCGAGACAGAAUGACAGGAGAGGAAUGGAAUGUUAAGGCUAAGUGUGUGAUAAACGCUACUGGACCAUACACAGAUCGUAUCCGUACAAUGGCUAACCCUGCGGAGAAAAAGAUCUGCCAGCCGAGUCAGGGUGUACAUGUUGUGCUGCCUGAUUACUACAGCCCUACUUCCAUGGGACUGCUUGAUCCUGCCACCAGUGAUGGUAGAAUCAUAUUUUUUCUACCUUGGCAAAAAGUAACCAUUGCAGGAACAACUGAUGAAGCUUGUGAGGUGACAGACUUUCCAUCUCCAACUGAAAAAGAAAUCCAAUUCAUUCUCAGUGAAAUCCGUCACUACUUGGAUCCUGACGUAGAAAUUCGUCGAGGUGAUGUGUUGUCAGCCUGGUGUGGUAUACGUCCCCUGGUGUCUGAUCCAAAUAAAGCAGAUACGCAGUCAAUAGCCAGAAACCACAUCAUAGAAGUAACACCAGAUAAUCUCAUCACCAUAGCAGGAGGCAAGUGGACAACAUAUCGCCAUAUGGCUGAGGAAACAGUCGAUCGUGCCGUGACUGUGUGCAAUCUGGAGCCCAAGACAAAAUGCCGUACAAAAGGCUUGCUGCUAGAUGGGGCACAUGGGUAUACCCCUACCUUCUUCAUUAGGCUUGUCCAGGACUUCGGCUUAGAGAAUGAUGUUGCGCAGCAUCUUGCCAGUACCUACGGAGACAAAGCCUUCAAAGUGGCCAAGCUUGCCUCACUAACUGGAAAACGAUGGCCUGUCGUUGGCAAACGUUUACACGAGGAAUUUCCAUACAUAGAGGCAGAGGUACGAUAUGCAGUGAAGGAAUAUGCUUGUCGAGCAAUUGAUGUGCUGGCACGGCGUACCCGCCUUACCUUUUGCAACGUACAUGCUGCUGAGGAAGCCCUACCCAGAAUCGUGGAGAUCAUGGCAGAAGAACUGAAAUGGGACAAGAAAAAGCAGAAGGAGGAAAUAGAACAUGCACGGACCUUCCUGAGAAGAGAGAUGGGACUUGAUCUAGGAACUGGAGCCAAAAAUGUGCCUAUUAAUUUCACAAAAGAUGAAAUCAACUUGUAUGUGAAGCGCUUCAAGAACCUAGACAGUGACCAUAAAGGCUACAUUACUGUUAACGACCUUCGUAAAUACUUCAAGAAAAUUGGAGAACGAGUUACAGAGGAUCAACUCCAUGAUAUUCUGAAUGAAGUAGACUUGAACAAAAAUGCUCAAGUAGAUCUCGGUGAAUUCUUACAGCUGAUGAGUGCAUUAAAAAGUGGACAUGUGGCCAACUCAAGAUUUGCUCAAGUUACCCAGAUGAUGCAGGAACGUGACAAGAUUCCAGUGGAAAGAUCAGGUGGUGGAGUAUGAAGACAACUGACAUAAUUAGUAAUAUAGCAGACUUUUUGUAUACUUUAUUGUUGUAGCUCGUGAUAAACAUUCAUGAAUAUUAAUAGAUAGGAGGUUCUUACUAUCAUGAGACCUUGACAUGUGUAGUUUUUCAAAAUUUCUUUAAGCACCUAACUUCUCUUUUACUAAAAGUGUAAUAUUUUCAUAUUUCUAUUAAAUAUACAUCCCAACUCGGACAAAAAGCAGAGAUUAUGAGAGCUGAUGAUCAGAUAAAUAGAUCCUACUUAGGCAAAAGAGAAUCAUCCAUUGGAUUUAUAUUUUAUCAUUUUAAAUUGAAUAAGCAAAAUACUCCAAAGAUAAAAGAUUACCAGUUCAUUUAUAAUUUUCCUCAACUUUCAUGUGUGUUAGGAUUUUAAGAAUCUUAGAGACAACAUUGAGGCAUAAAAUUGGAUAUUUCUCCUGUCAUGUGUUCCUUUUACCCCACAUUCACAUCAGUCAUUAUCAUUAUGGAAUAAUGCUAUAUUUUCAAAUGACUGAAUUUUGAAUUUCCCUCUUUUUAUUAAGAAAAAGAAAAAAGUAAACUGAUAAUAUGAAAGAAAAAUAAAGGUAGGUUUCAAAAUCUCCAGCUUGUUAGGAAAUUAUAGGGUAUGCUAGAUGCAUAUUUGAAAAUUAUAAGCAAUUGAAAUGAAAUGAAGUAUAUUUCCUAAUGGGAGCUAAAUAGAAUAAAUGUAUUAUUGUAUCACCUGUACUUUCAAGUGUAAAGUGACAUACAAAUGUUACGGAUGCAUCUCUCUGUAAACCUUAUCUCUGUAUCUCUUUAUAUUUGUGCCAUCAUCAAUCACGUUUUUUCAUUGAAUUGCUCUCUCUGCUGUUAUAAUUUUCCCUGGUGCUAAUGUUUGGGAGGUAAAACCCACGUACUGCUGAAACAGUGGCUGUAUAAGUGUCCUGUUUAAAUACCAAGUUUUAUUUGUCUUUUCUUAUGUUCCGUUACUAACAAUAAAGAAAUGCCAGGGUCAUUUACAAUGAUUUAUUUUGUCCACAACAUCCUAUUCCCCGACUUGUUGAUUCUUUGCAUUCAGCCACUCUUUUGAUAUAUUUGUUCAAAUUAUAUUUGUAAACAUCAGAAGUGUUCUUACAUGACUGGUUUACCUGACUGGCUGAUUCUAAACAUUUUCACCAAGCUCAAAUAUCAUUACAGCCCUUCAGAAUUAGAUAAUAAUCCAAAAUCAGUAAUUCAUACCCAAAUAUAGUAACAAGGGGCUUCCCAAUAUUCUGUGACAUCAUACUGUAACAGCACUCAGGGUUGAUAUCAUAACCCAACAACACUAAUUCAUACCCAAAUAUAGUAACAAGGUACUUCCCUAUAUUCUAUGACAUCAUACUGUAACAGCACUCUGGACUGAUAUAAUAAUCCAACAAGACUAAUUCAUACCCAAAUAUAGUAACAAUAGAUUUUCCCACAUUUUUUUUGAGAAGUGAUGACUGGAAUGGGAUGGUGUUGUACACUGACAUGUCUUGUUAUGUAUUUGCCUAUUAAGUUUGUUGAAUUUUAAUGUAUAUCAAUUUAUCUAUUAAGUUAACAUUAAUAUUGGUUUUUCAGAAAUUUUCUAUUUACUCCUUUUUCCCUCUAUCCUCGUUUUGAUCUUUUCUAUCCAGCGACAGGAAAUUGUCAUAUUGUAACUUUUAAAUGUUGGGGAAAGGUCAUAAAAUAGAACAGUUAUUAACCUGCUUUCUGGUUAAUAUGGUGAUUUAUCAACCUGCGAAUGUGAUAUUUUCCCCAGCCGUCAGGUUAAUGAAAUAUGGUGUUCACCUGAAAAUAGAUCUACAGACAGUGUCUGUUAAAGUGUCAUUGAACCUGUAACAGCAGUAUCUAUGGAAAAGGAAAUGAAGUACCUGCCAUUCCUAUGAUAAAUUUAUGGGAAAAAAACCCAAAAAAAGCAGCAUACCUUCCCGAACAAGUAUUUUCACUUCGUUGCUGUGCUCAGCACUGACAUUUGGCAACCAGGAAGUAAAACUUUUUUAUUUAUUAUCUUUGUGCAUUUAUCCUCCUGUAUUACUGUAUAAGUCUGCAAACAUGUGUUUAUUGAUGAAUAUGCCAUGCUACAGCAAUGGUUUUGAUGUGUCCACAGUGUCUCCACUGUUCAGAUUUAAUCUUGUGUAGGAGAAUUGUAACACAUAUAUUAAGUUGUAUUGAAGCACUUUUGUCUCAACAACUUGUCUCUAGAACUUGUACCUGUUCAUUCCGGUAUUUCGUUACUCUGAAUUCUGCUACAGAUAAAAUCUCAUUGCAGUGUCUUUUGUCUGAGAGACUUUCUUAACAACAAAAAACUUAAUAUGAAAAAAACCAAACUGAAAUUGAUAAGAUUUGUAUGUGUAUGAUAUCUUUGACAUUGUUAGUGCUGUCAACUAGAGUUUAUUCAUUUUGUAAUGUAAAUUUAACCAUUUUCCAAUUUUUUCCAUAUACUUAUAAAAACAUUAUUAUCUAUUGAUCAAAUGGUGAUAUUUUCAACAAAUUUGUCUCCAAUUUGAAAUGCCAUUUUUAUUACAAUUCCAUUGUGUUGUUUUAAGUGAUACAUGAUAUUUGUCUAAUCCCUCCAGUAAGUAGAACUGUUGCAAUAUCUGUGUGAUGCUAAAUACAUGUUGUUACCUACAUACCCCUUUUUUGUCUUCUUGCUGAUGUGCCCAGCCUUAAUGUCAGAUUUCAUCCCUAUUGUGUUUGAAGUAUGUUAAAUGUAAGAAUGAUCCAGGACAGAAUUGUGCAAAUGUGUUGCAAGUUACAUUAGAAAUUUGUUUUUUUAGCUAUUUAAGGGUGUAUCCCACUUCUUGUUGAGAUAGUACAGCAUCAAUUUAUCAUAAUUUGCCAUUCUAUUGUACAGGCAGAUAAACCUCACUUAGAGAUGAUAAAAACUGUUUUUGUGAUAUAAUCAGAGUUAAAUAGCUUUUUUGAAAGGGAGAUAACUAAAAGUGUUUUUGUUUUGUAAUCAAACUUAAUUGCUUAACCUCCAAGGGAGGUAACUAAAUAUUUAAGUGUUAUUAAAGCAAAGGUCUAUUUCUUUACCCCUAAGGGAGAUAACUAAAAGUUUUAGUAUUUAGUAAGUAGGGGUAAACUGUUUUACCUGAAAGUGAGGUAACUAAAAGCAAGUUUGUGUUUUAACAGGGAUGAGUUUCUCUAACUCAAAAGGAGAUAUCUAAAAAGCUUUUUUUUCUGUUUUGUAAGCUGGGGUAAAUUGCAUUUCAUCAAAGAGCAUUUUUAUGUUGUAAAGAGCUUGAGGUUACUUUUUGCUUUUAGCAGUUACUAUGUAUGUGAUCAGUCAAAUCAGAGAAAAAUAGAAAGAGAGAAGUAAACCUUUGUAUAGUUUUAAUGGAUUUCUACAGUGGAUUGAUGACAUGUAGGUGAGUGUUUAGUGUUUUUAGAAACUUAGAUUUUAAUGAUUGAUCAACUUGUAUGUUUGUGUUGUAUUACUUUGUAUUAAUAUUGUAAACAAAUGUUGCCAGAAGGAUCUGUACAAAUCUCAUUUACACUGUACUUUAAUAUUUUUUCAAAUUUUGUACCUUUGACAGAAAUACUUUUCCAUUCUUAAUAAUACUGUCUUACAGGGUUUUCACCUUUGUUUAAAUUAUUGUUUUGUUUUUUGCUGUGAAAUUUAUAUCAAAAGUCAAAUUGUAUAUUGUUGAUUUCAGUGAUGAUUAUCUAUUUUCGAUGGUAUCAUAUGUUAAAUGUGUCAGUACUGUCUGAUUAAACAAUAGGUCUUAGAUCUGUGGAUGGAAGUUAAAGAUAAGACAAGUGAGCUUAAGUACAUCAGAACAUCUACAUUCAGGUGUGAAUUAUCUGUCAGUGAAAGUUGGAGGUAAAACUGCUGUAAUAGACAUAAGUUUACGUACAUACGAAGAUAUUUUAUAUUCGUAUUCAGUUGUAGACGUGGAUCCUGUUAAAUCAUUUAUUUGAGUCAAUAAAUUAUAGACACAAUAAAAUGAUGGUGUAAUGCUCUGAAAUUUUCCAACGGUUUUGAAUAUAAGUUAUAUACAGCACCACAGAUUUUUUUUUCUCAAACUUAUCUCACAUGUUUGUACAUGCACUGCUCCUCCAUUUCAUCUGACUUGCUUGGACGAUGAGAUUGACUAAACUGUAACAUUUACUGAGAGAUAAAUAUCGAAAUACUUAACAAGUCAACUGUUGAUUAGAUAAUAUCACUAGAGUUCUGUAUGGAGAGUUUUAAUUGUGCUGUUUAGGACACAGCGUACUGGUAACUGUUGAUUAGAUCAUAUCACUAGAGUUCUGUAUGGAGAGUUUUAGUUGUGCUGUUUAGGACACAGCGGACUGGUAACUGUUGAUUAGAUCAUAUCACUAGAGUUCUGUAUGGAGAGUUUUAAUUGUGCUGUUUAGGACACAGCGUACUGGUAACUGUUGAUUAGGACUAUUUGUUUCAAUUUUUAUCAUUCUUUUCAACAUUCAUAUUUACAUCAUGAAAAGUGCUGCACAUACAGUACUACAACAAACCUAAGUGUGUGUUCCUGUUGCCCAUACAGUUUUUCAUACCUUAAACAAUAAUUUACUACUUAAAAUCACAACACAAAAAAAAAGUUUUACAUGUAUCACGGGUUCUGAUGAAAAAAAAUAUGGUUUUGUAUAAUUUUAUUUGCAAAAAAGACCAAAUAUUUUAUGAUUUUGUGACACAAGAAAAAUAGUGAGCUUACGAAUCAGAAAGUGAUUCUCAGAAUCAUGUAAUGGUAUGUAUAUCACAUGUUAUUUUUAACUUUACUUGUUUACAGUCACCAAUGUAGUACUUAUAUAAAGAUAAUUUUGUUAUAAGUAGACACGAAUUACAUAUUGGCUCAGUAUUAUAUAUCUUUCCACCUAUUAUAACUUAACAUCAGACCAAAAUAGAUAUAAUCUGUAGUAUAUACCUUACACUGAUAGUGUUAAAAACUUCUCUUUAUGUUUAAGUUACAAUUUAUUUGUGUUAGAAUCGCAACAGUUUAUAUACUUUUUUAUAUGAUUUCCAAUACCUGUUUUCUUUAUCGUUAAAAUACUUGUCUUGUGUUUCUGAUGUUCAAAUAAACUUUAUCACCUUUUGA